AAAACUCAUGAUGCAUGGAUGCGGAUAAGCUCAGUGAUGGAAAUCCCAGUGGAUGAAUUGAGAAAGAAAAAAGAUUCUUUAAUGUCAAGUUAUAGGAGUUAUAAGAACAAAGUCAAAAAGUCUAUUCAAUCGGGAGCUGGUGCCGAUGAUAUAUAUCAAUCAGCCUAUUUGGUUCGCUUAUGAAACUAUGGAUGAGUUUUUGGGAGGUACCCUCAAGUCUAAAAAUAAUGUUGACACGGAACGCGGGUUGGAGGAGACUCAAGGAGCAAAUUCCGAACCAACUGAAGAGAUACUUGAAGAGACGAAUGAAAAUCAAAGUCAGUCUAUGGACACCCAAAGAGACGGCAAUCAGACAAUCCGCCGACGCCAAAACCCUUCGGAGCUAAUUCAUGCUGGAAAUAUUGUUAAAGAUGCUCUUGCCACAUUCAAAUCCGCGCUAAACAGAAAUGAAUCAUCAACCCAUCUUAGCGAUGAUUGCGAUUUAUAUGGCAAAUUAUUGGCAAAUAAGUUGCGAAAGCUAUCUGAAAUUACUAGAUUAAAGUUUAUGCGCGACAUUGACGGCAUGUACCUACGGUACCAAUUGGAGGAGACGCCCUCCCUGCAAACUCCAUCGCCAACAUAUCCCAGCAUCGCCCACAACUUUAAUGAAUCAAGGCCUGGCACAUCAUCAUCUACGUAUUCAGAGCCUACCAAUCGUUAUGAGCAGGUGACUCAACAAACUUAUUGUCAAAAUAGAAAAGCAGUAUCAGCCCCACCUCCUAAGAUUAUGAUUCAAUCCAACCAGGUGAUUCGCACACCUGAUGUUGAAUAUCCUGUCCUCCAUAUUCCGAACCAAGUCACCGAUAACUCAGAAUCUAAUCAGGCAAUUAAUAUAAUCCAAACAGCAUUCGACUUGACUUAA
Messenger RNA from Acanthoscelides obtectus, 901 nucleotides. The record is from the annotation of a GenBank genome assembly. NCBI's taxonomy places the organism in Eukaryota, Metazoa, Arthropoda, Insecta, Coleoptera, Chrysomelidae.